ACAGUUCUGUGGGAUUUCACUCGCCAGCUGGCAGGACAAAGGGUAGCUCCCUGCUGAACUGUCUGCGAGCACAAACCACAGUCUACUGAGACAGUAGACACUGAAAGCGAGCUAUCUGCAGUAGGAACUUCUGGUUCUGAUCCAGAGGGUCCGUCUGCGUCCCCAGGCUCUCCUGAUCUUCUGGGUCAGGAUAAAGGAACAGCCUGGGCAUCAAAAAUGGAUGAAAAGAAUGCACUAACUUAUCCUCAUCAGGCGGAAAUCAAAUGCAUACCUCAUGUCUCUCAUGAGGAGAGCACAUGCACAGACACUGUAAUCUCUGCAGCCCUCACUUUUCCUGAGAAACUCUGGGUAAUGGUCGAAAGUCACCAACUUAAGAGCAUUUGGUGGGGUCACAAUGGAAGCUGCGUUGUGAUUGACCAAGAAAUGUUUCAGAUCGAAGUACUGGGAAAGAAAGGAUCUUUGAGAGUGUUUGGGACAGAAAGCAUGAAGAGCUUUAUUCGUCAACUUCAUGCGUAUGGAUUCACAAAAAUGCAGCAUGACUCCAAAAGAUCUGCCUCACUACCCGAGUUUCUGGCAGAGGAAGAGGCAUUUGCAGCUCACAGGAAGUUACUUUGCUACUACAACCCAUACUUCAGGAAAGAUCACCCAGAGCUGCUGGAACUCUGCAAGCGCGGAGUUGCCCAAAAGAGAAGAGCUGUGGCUGCCCCCAACCCACAGGAAGAGCUGAAUGAGGGCCUCCCAAGGAGCAGCCCAGAUGUCCAGCCCAUGGAGGGAACGGCUGCUGGGCCAGAGAAGAGCCUGCUGACAGCAGAUCCAGAAGCAGGCACACAGGCAGUGCCAUCCAUGGGGCCUCCACCACCCAAGCAACCCAAGAAAUCCCCUACCCAAGCCCAAGCAGGCAGUGCUCCAACUCCGCCAGACCCUGUUGCUGCACCAGGGAGAGAAGAGUGCCAGCCUCUGGCCCGCUCCCCGCUGCCACCGAACGGCAGUCCCAUCUCGGGUGCCACUUCAGCUCCUCCAGCUUACAACGCUCUGCCCUUCAAGGCACCCACUUUUACAUCUGGCUCAGUGUGGCAGGCCCCACCGGAAUCAGAGCUGCAGGAUCCUGGGGCUGCCCUGCAUUACCUCAGCCAAUACUUUGCCAUGGCCAUGUUGGCAGCAGCCAAGAUGACAUCAGCUAACUGGGGGCCCUGGGCAGUCUCACAUUACCCAACAUGCACCUGCAGCUCCCACAAAGCAGCCCCACACUGUCCAACAUGCACCUGUGGCUCUGAUGGAGUAGAUGCAGGAGAGCGGCUGGCACCCUAGUAUGGAACCCACUGCACAGAGCAGGAACAGCAGCACCCAUUUAUAGGUUUAUAACUUCAUAGAAGUAUUCAUAGGUAUUUCUGAAAGU
Gallus gallus (chicken) is the source of this 1396-nucleotide messenger RNA. It is a transcript of the gene HSFX6, whose product is annotated as heat shock transcription factor, X-linked-like. NCBI's taxonomy places the organism in Eukaryota, Metazoa, Chordata, Aves, Galliformes, Phasianidae. The coding region runs from base 217 to 1308 and encodes 363 amino acids. The transcript is spliced from 2 exons. The record is from RefSeq and is a predicted model, not a curated record. Gene Ontology annotation, biological process: regulation of DNA-templated transcription. Gene Ontology annotation, molecular function: DNA-binding transcription factor activity; sequence-specific DNA binding.